AUGGUUCUUUAUAUGUUGUCAUUCUUCCACCUACCGAAAGGGGUUCUCCAGCGACUAGAUUACUUUAGAUCCAGAUUUUUUUGGCAGUGCGAUAAUGAAUCCAAUAAAUAUAGACUGGCUAGGUGGAGCGUAUUAUGCAGACCUAAAAGUCAAGGGGGGCUGGGAAUUCAAGACCUUGAGAUAAAAAAUAUUGCUCUUCUCAGCAAGUGGGUUUACAAACUACUCUCUGAGAAUGGGGUAUGGCAAGAGAUCAUUCGCAACAAGUAUGUGGGAUCAAAUGCCAUUUCUCAAGUUCAUUGGAAACCCGGGGAUUCGCACUUUUGGAGUGGCCUGAUGAAGGCCAAGGAAUUAUUUUUCCAAUUUGGGACCUUCUCGGUUAGGGAUGGUUCUCAGGUUCGAUUCUGGGAAGACACCUGGCUAGGGAAUACCACUAAUGGUGCAAUAUCCGAGCUUGUACAUGAUUGUCAGACAUAA
This is a messenger RNA of Triticum turgidum subsp. durum (durum wheat), 474 nucleotides long. The record is from the annotation of a GenBank genome assembly. NCBI's taxonomy places the organism in Eukaryota, Viridiplantae, Streptophyta, Magnoliopsida, Poales, Poaceae.